AUGGCGUGGGUGGGGGACAUGAAGACGAAGCUCGAGGACGCUGAGCUGCCGGACAAGGUGCAGAGAUGGCCGAAGCACUGCAUUUUCAGCGUCCCACCGCGCUUUAAGAUGGUCGACAGCAGCGUCUACAAGCCGCAGACUGUGUCUCUCGGCCCAUUCCAUCAUGGCUCUCAGGACCUGAAAUCCAUGGAGGAGCACAAGUUGAGGGCUGUCCGUCACCUCCUGGCCCGGGACAGCUACAUAACCUCCCUUGAAGACCUUGUCAGGGCCGUGGAAGAGGUGGCCGACGAGCUGGAGGACUCCUACAUGGACCUAAGUGGAGAGUGGCGUGGCAAGGAGAACAGGGGCAAGUUCCUCGAGAUGAUGAUCACGGACGGCUGCUUCCUGCUGGAGGUGAUGAGGACGGACGCGACCCAAAAGGAGGACUCCCUUGUAAAGGGCUAUGCGCACGACCCCGUCUUCAGCUGGUAUGGCAUACAACACAUCAAGCCGUUCGUCCAACGUGACAUGCUCUUGAUAGAGAACCAGCUGCCACUCAGGUUGCUCCAGAGAAUCGUUGCCAUGGAGGAACGCAACUCUCCGAGGCAGAACACAGAUUCCAUAAAUUCCAUGGUGCUCAAGUUCCUGGGGCAGAAAGAUGCACAGCCCAGAUAUGAGUUGGGACUCCACCCGCUCGACAUCUACCGGACGAGCCAGUUCAGGGGCAUCCAAGAGCAUAUUAACACUGCCAGUUGUCUGAUGAUCCAUCAUCAACAUAUGAUGCGGGAGGAGACCCAUCGUCCACAGAGACCCCUGGCCCGAUCUGCGCGGGAGCUGACCGAGGCAGGGAUCCGGUUACUGCCCAUAGAGACAAGCCGCCUCAACGACUUCUGGUUCGACAGGAGUGAUGGGACGCUCCAAAUGCCCAAGAUCCAGGUGCAUGACUCCACCGCCUACAUGUUCCGCAACAUGAUGGCGUUCGAGGUGCUGCGCGUUGGCACCACCAACGAUGUGACGGCGUACGUCAUGUUCCUCAAGGACCUCGUCGACACCGCCUACGAUGUUCACCUACUGGUGAGGAACGGGGUCCUGGAGCACGACCUUGCCAACGACAACGCCGUGGUGAGGCUCUUCAACGGCCUCACCAGGGACGUGACAAGGAACUGGGAGAAUCAGCUGGCGUACAUGAAGGUGCGCGAAGACGUGGAGAGCUACUGCACGACACACCGCCGCAGCAACUGCGUGCGCCUCUUCCUCAAUGAAUCCUGGGCCUACCUCAUGACCAAGUACUUGAGGAACCCCUGGACAGUCCUUGGCCUCGUCACCGCCACCUUGCUCCUCGUCGCAGAUAUCGUGCAGGCCGUGUAUGCAGUCAAAUCGUACAAAGAGGGCAAAUGA
Molecule: messenger RNA, 1377 nt
Organism: Triticum turgidum subsp. durum (durum wheat)
Lineage: Eukaryota; Viridiplantae; Streptophyta; Magnoliopsida; Poales; Poaceae
Source: the annotation of a GenBank genome assembly